AUGGUCCAGUCCAGUCCUUACUACCCUCAGUCAAAUGGCCAAGCAGAGGCCAGCAACAAGAUUUUGAUAAACAUUAUCAAAAAAAUGGUGACAAAUAGUCCGAAAAAGUGGCAUGAAAAGCUAGGGAAUACGUUGUGGGCAUACCGAACCUCUAAGAGGGCAGGAACGGGGACAACUUCUUAUGUUUUGACUUUUGGGCAAGAUGCGGUUCUUCCCAUGGAAAUCAAUGUAAGUUCUAUCAGAAUUCAAAAUCAAUUUGGGUUACACAGUGAAAAGUACAUAAAAGCCAUAUUUCAAGGGAUUAAAGACUUAGAUGUAGCCCGAAUUGAGGCCUUUAACCAGAUUCAAGAAGGGAAAAGAGUUGUUGCCCGAGCUUAUAACAAAAAGGUAAAGUUGAAGUCUUUCAAGGAAGGAGAUUUAGUAUGGAAGCCAGUCCUCCCUCUAGGAGCUCAGCAAAGGGGCUUUGGGAAAUUGAGCGCGACAUGGGAAGGUCAUUUCAUUGUUAGUCAAGUAUUAGACAAGGGAGGAUACUACUUGGUGGACAUCGAAGGAAAUUGGCAGAAACAUCCUAUCAAUGUCAAAUUCUUAAAAAAGUAUUGUCCUACAUUAUGGGAUGUUAGGGAUUGUUAUAUUGAAGAAGAUUUAAGAUAA
Malus domestica (apple) is the source of this 651-nucleotide messenger RNA. The record is from RefSeq and is a predicted model, not a curated record. Lineage: Eukaryota; Viridiplantae; Streptophyta; Magnoliopsida; Rosales; Rosaceae.